Messenger RNA from Bacillus rossius redtenbacheri, 2174 nucleotides. RefSeq lists its product as uncharacterized. The coding region runs from base 15 to 1925 and encodes 636 amino acids. Gene Ontology annotation, molecular function: protein binding. The record is from RefSeq and is a predicted model, not a curated record. Lineage: Eukaryota; Metazoa; Arthropoda; Insecta; Phasmatodea; Bacillidae. The transcript is spliced from 9 exons.
ACGGAGGCGGCAUCAUGAAACAAAGGAUAUGGAGUCUGUUCUUGAUAACAGCAUGGCAAAGUAAUUAUGUGAUUUCGGAAGAUGAUAGCUGCAGUGGAGUGACGGGUCUGGCGCGCCUCAGCGCCACGGGGCUACAGCGGGACGCGCUGCUGGUGACCUACAGCCUGCCUCCAGCCUCCAGGCAGUGCGUGGACCACGUGCACGUGUGCUGGGAGAGCAGCGAGGCCCGCCACAGGAGCUGCGCCGACCAGGACCCGGCCAGCGAGCCGCGGCUGUACGUGACGGGGCUGCAAGCGGGCUCCUGCUACACCGUGAGCGCCGCCCCAGUGGCUGCUGACGGCCGCAGAUACCGCACCUCUGUGGUGGCCGGGCGCACCUUCAAGUGCGACGUGGAGACGGUGACGAACAUCACAGUGGCCGAGGGCGCAGACGUACGGCAGGCGACUGUCAAGUGGAGCAGCCCGCCACAGAACCUGAAGUGCGCAGACUACCAGCUCGUCAACUGCUCCGUGGCGGGCACUGGCGAGACAGUUCUGGCUGAGACUGUCCCCGUGGCCAACACCUCCCUGGAGAUAUCUGGUCUGGAGCCUUGCGUCAACUACACCCUGGCCAUCCAGCCCGUCAACUGGAACCCCCUCCUCCCCGCCCCUGCCACGGCUCGCUUCAGGACCCCCAGCAACGUGACUUCCUUGUCAGGCCUAGUGGUAACCGGUCUCUCGCCGAGUGCCCUGCGUGUGUCCUACACCAUCCCCCAGGUGUCCAGCCUGUGUGUCCAUCACUUCGCCAUCUGCUGGGCCCACCGUGGCACCAGCAGCAUCUGCACCACCAGGAGAGGUCACAGUGGCACCACCGUCGAGGUCACAGGCCUGGCAGCCUCCACCAACUACACCGUGACUGUCACGCCAGUGGCUCCUGACGGCACCAGGUACCAGAGUGUGUCUGCGGUCGGCGCCACGUCAGCUGCACCAACGGACCCGCUGGCAGACGCAGAAGCGCUCGACCUGGGCUCGGGGUUGUUCUACGUGUUCUUCAACUACGACAACGCCACCAGGAGGCUCGUCAACCACACGAGUGUCUGCGUGUUCGAGGCGAGGGGGUCGGGGAGCGACAGGGACUGCAGCUCGACCUCGGGGGACGAGUGCGUGGCUGCUCUGGGCAGUCGGGCCCUGCCCUGCACGCGCUACUCCGCCCUGGUCACGGCGUACCUCACCAGCAACCAGACAGCGAGCAGGACCGUGAACUUCACGUCGGGUGCUGCUGAAGUGUCAGACGUCAGUGUGAAGAAGUCCUCCAAAGGGAGUGACGUCACUGUCUCUUGGACAUCCCCCAAGAGGAAUGCCCUUUGUGUCUCCUACCAGUCCGUGACGAUCAUCAGGGUCAGGGACGAUGCCGUCGUUGGCACCCAGAUACUUUCCAAGGAGGACAACGAGGUGCUCUUCAAGGACUUAGAGCUGUGCGUCAGAUACCAAGCCGUCGUCCAGCCUCGAACCCGGGACCCCAAGUUACCGCGAGCCACAUCCAAGCACUUCCACUUGCCCAGCAAUGUGACGUCAGUGGCCGCAGUGACCGUGACCUCGCCUCGCCAGGACUCCCUCCUGGUGUCGUACCAGCUCCCUCCUGUGUCAGCCCGCUGUGUGGGGGCAGUGCUGGUGUGCUGGGUGACGUCAGAGGGCAACACCACCUGCUCCAGCGAGGAGGGACCAGCCAGCUCCAGCGUGCUGGUCUCCCACCUCUCCCCCUGCUCCAACUACACCGUGCAGGUCACUCCCGUGGCCCCUGACGGCCGCAGAUACGACUCCACGACCACCCUGGGCCACACCUCGCAGUCUGGAGACAGCUGCGCAGGAGGCAAGGCUGGACUGAAGGGUCGCCUCUGUACAGUGAUUCUUCUCCAAGCGCUGCUGUUGAUCUCCAGCAGGAACUAGACAACUGCUUUGGAGGAGCGCUCGUCUUUCUUGCUAAGUGGCUGGCACCUGAAUAGUUCCGGAAAAGGUGUAUAAGGCACAUGAAAUAGUUCCAGCGAAACAAUUGGCCUAUGUAAAUCGGAGCCGAAGUAUAUUAAGAUGCAAUCUGUCUGACACUAUGACACUAUACACCAGUUCUAUUCAUAUAUGCAAUAAAAUUACUUGUUUAUUUAUAGGGUGAAAUAAAAGAAACUACAAUUUUUUUACUUA